Messenger RNA from Rana temporaria (common frog), 1696 nucleotides. RefSeq names its product RAD51 recombinase (gene RAD51). Gene Ontology annotation, molecular function: double-stranded DNA binding; ATP-dependent DNA damage sensor activity; ATP binding. Gene Ontology annotation, cellular component: condensed nuclear chromosome. The coding region runs from base 181 to 1188 and encodes 335 amino acids. The record is from RefSeq and is a predicted model, not a curated record. Lineage: Eukaryota; Metazoa; Chordata; Amphibia; Anura; Ranidae. The transcript is spliced from 10 exons. Gene Ontology annotation, biological process: DNA recombinase assembly; mitotic recombination-dependent replication fork processing; reciprocal meiotic recombination.
CCCACUCUGCACCGGAAGUGAGCGCUGGGGGAGUGACGUGUGACGCGGCUGCUUUGGCGGGAUAUUCGUACAGGCCGGGGUGCAGCUGAUCCGUGUCUAGUGAAGAAGACGGUGGGAGCGGGUCGGUGUGGCCCGGGUUGUGUGGAGGACACAUCGGGAGUGACAUUUCAUUGAAGAAAAAUGGCCAUGCAAGCGCAACAUGAAACAUCUGCCGAAGAGGAAUCCUUUGGGCCUCAGCCCAUAUCCAGGCUUGAGCAAUGUGGCAUCAAUGCGAAUGAUGUGAAGAAACUGGAAGAAGCUGGAUUCCAUACAGUAGAAGCAGUUGCUUAUGCACCAAAGAAGGAACUUCUUAAUAUUAAAGGCAUUAGUGAGGCCAAAGCUGACAAAAUUCUAGCAGAAGCUGCUAAACUUGUUCCUAUGGGAUUUACUACAGCAACAGAAUUCCAUCAGAGACGUUCUGAAAUAAUACAGAUUACAACAGGCUCGAAGGAGCUGGACAAGUUAUUACAAGGGGGUAUUGAAACGGGGUCCAUUACAGAGAUGUUUGGGGAGUUCCGCACAGGAAAGACUCAGUUGUGCCACACGUUGGCAGUGACCUGUCAGCUCCCAAUUGACCGAGGUGGUGGUGAAGGGAAAGCCAUGUACAUAGACACAGAGGGCACUUUUCGACCCGAAAGGCUGCUUGCUGUUGCUGAAAGGUAUGGGUUGUCUGGCAGUGAUGUUCUUGACAAUGUGGCUUAUGCUCGGGCAUUUAACACGGACCAUCAAACCCAGCUUUUAUAUCAGGCGUCUGCCAUGAUGGCAGAAUCCAGGUAUGCACUUCUCAUCGUGGACAGUGCUACUGCUUUGUAUAGGACAGACUAUUCGGGAAGAGGGGAACUUUCAGCGAGACAGAUGCAUUUGGCCCGCUUUUUGAGAAUGCUACUAAGACUUGCUGAUGAGUUUGGCGUAGCUGUUGUGAUUACAAACCAGGUUGUAGCACAAGUGGAUGGAGCUGCCAUGUUUGCUGCUGAUCCUAAAAAGCCCAUUGGAGGAAAUAUUAUUGCACAUGCAUCUACGACGAGACUUUACUUACGGAAGGGUAGAGGAGAGACCAGAAUCUGUAAGAUCUAUGACUCUCCAUGUCUGCCUGAGGCAGAGGCAAUGUUUGCAAUCAAUGCAGAUGGAGUGGGUGAUGCCAAGGACUGAAUGUUCACAAAUACUAUAUACAUGCAACACGACUUGCUCAUACUACAGAAAGAAUGAUCAGAGGAUGGGAGACAAAGAUAACGACCAUGGAAGGAAAUCUGCAUUGUCCAGUUAAUGUCCCUAAAACCAAGUGUAAUAUUUCAACUCGCAUUGUUUUUUUGAGGAUCUUUGAUCUUGCUCACAGAACAAAGUACAUGCACAAAAUACAAUUUACAUACUUUGUUUAUGGUUUUCACAUCGCUUGUAUUAAUUACAUCUGGACUUAUUUUUCUCGACAUCUUCUCUUUUGCUUAUUGUUGUCUACAAUAAACAAUGUAGUAAUGGACUUGAAAUGUAAAUACCAUAUAAAAUAAUGUACUGUUGCCCAUAGUGACUGAGGAUAGUGUACAUGAUACUUUGCACAAAUAGCUAAUUUUUCAGGGCAAGCUAUUAAAUCCACAAGCAAUACAAAAAUGGUGAAGUAUGUGCAAUACUCAAAUGUGGUGUUUUUUUUUUUUUUUUUUUUUUU